Gasterosteus aculeatus aculeatus (three-spined stickleback) is the source of this 3137-nucleotide messenger RNA. RefSeq names its product collagen beta(1-O)galactosyltransferase 1a (gene colgalt1a). Gene Ontology annotation, molecular function: procollagen galactosyltransferase activity. NCBI's taxonomy places the organism in Eukaryota, Metazoa, Chordata, Actinopteri, Perciformes, Gasterosteidae. The record is from RefSeq and is a predicted model, not a curated record.
GCACAACUUUGCGGCGUUGUCACAUCAGUUGCGCUGCACAGAUUUUUCGCCCUCAUGUGAAGAGACAACUUGCCCCCGCUGCCGCCGACUCUUCACCAGCCGCACAGCUAGACUUAAAAAAAAAAAAUAAUAAAAAAAAAAAAAUUAACCGCCAUACAUUUGUUAAUUUGGCCGCCGCCAUGGCCGGACUCGCCCGCCUCCCCGCCGCCCUGCUCGCCCUGCUGCUGUCCGGCUGCUGCGCUCCCGCUCGCGCGUACUUCGCGGAGGAGCGCUGGAGCCCCGAGUCCCCGCUGCUCGCGCCCCGCGUCUUCCUCGCACUCGUCUGCAGGAACGCCGAGCACUCGCUGCCCUACUUCCUCGGCACCGUCGAGCGCCUCAACUACCCCAAGGAGCGAAUGGCUCUGUGGGUGGCGACGGAUCAUAACCAGGACAACACCACAGCCAUUCUGCGGGACUGGCUUGUCAAGAUGCAGAGCCUGUACCAUAAUGUGGAGUGGAGGCCAAAAGAGGAACCACAACAUUAUCGGAACGAAGAGGGUCCGAAGCAAUGGACCGACCUCCGUUAUGAGCACGUUAUGAAGCUGCGUCAAGUAGCAAUGGAUUCAGCUCGCGAGAUGUGGGCGGACUACUUCAUGUUGGCGGACUGCGAUAACCUCCUCACCAACCCCGAUGUGCUCUGGAAGCUCAUGCAAGAGAACAAGACCAUCGUCGCACCAAUGCUUGAAUCCCGUGCAGCCUAUUCUAACUUCUGGUGUGGAAUGACCUCUCAGGGUUACUAUAAGCGCACUCCUGCCUACAUACCCAUAAGAAAGCAGAUCCGUAAGGGCUGUUUUGCAGUUCCCAUGGUCCACUCCACUUUCCUGAUAGACCUCAGGAAAGAGGCGUCCAGGCAGCUGGCCUUUCACCCGCCACACCCAGAAUACAGCUGGGCCUUUGAUGACAUCAUUGUGUUUGCGUUCUCUGCCCGGAUGGCAGAUGUUCAAAUGUUUGUAUGUAACAAAGAGACCUAUGGUUACUUCCCUGUGCCGCUGCGAUCCCACAAUACUUUGCAAGAUGAAGCCGACAGCUUCUUGCACUCCUUGCUGGAUGUUAAUGUGCGAAAUCCCCCAGUGAUGCCUUCCAAAUACAUACGUGUACCUAGAAAACAACCUGACAAGCUGGGCUUUGAUGAGGUGUUCAUGAUAAACCUGCAGAGGCGGACCGACCGCAGAGAACGUAUGAUGAGGGCUUUGUACCACCAGGGGAUCGAGUGCAAGGUCAUUGCAGCUGUAGAUGGAAAAGCAACAAACAUCAGUGAAAUUCAUGCAAUGGGCAUCCACAUGCUCCCUGGAUAUAACGACCCCUAUCAUGGUCGCCCACUGACAAAGGGAGAGCUGGGAUGCUUCCUUUCCCACUAUAACGUCUGGAAAGAGGUUGCGGAGCGACGCCUGCACACCUCCCUCGUGAUCGAAGACGACCUGCGCUUUGAGAUCUUCUUCAAGCGACGCUUGAUGAACUUGAUGAGGGAGGUGGAGGAUGAAGGACUGGACUGGGAUCUCAUUUAUAUUGGUCGCAAGAGAAUGCAAGUGGAUCACCCGGAGAAAGCCGUGCCUAAUAUACACAGCCUAGUGGAGGCCGACUAUUCGUAUUGGACACUCGGCUAUAUGAUCUCGUUACAAGGUGCGGAGAAGCUUCUGAAAGCAGAGCCACUUAAAAGGGUUUUGCCAGUGGACGAGUUUCUUCCCAUCAUGUACAAUAAGCACCCUGUGCCCGCUUACAUGGAGCAGUUUGAAACCAGGGACCUGAAGGCUUUUUCAGCCGAGCCUCUUCUUGUGUAUCCAACUCACUACACGGGCGACCAGGGCUACAUCAGCGACACUGAGACGUCCACGGUGUGGGACAACGACAAGGUCCGCACCGACUGGGACAGAGCGCGCUCAGGAAAGACCGGUGAGCAGGCCGAGAUCAGCACCGAAGCCCAGAACUCGGAUGUGCUGCAGUCGGCGUUGGACAGUACAGCACGGGACGAGCUAUGAGAGGAACUGAAGGAGAGCCACACAAUAUUUAACAAACCACCUUAUUAUUAGUUUUUUUCUUUUUUUAAUCAUGUCACACCUUCAGUACUUUUGAUUUUGCAUCACAGGAUGGAUGUGACAUCAGAGCUUGUAGAAAGAUUGAGUUCAGCCACAUGUGACAUGUAAAAAGGGAACAGGUGGGUCUUGAGUUGUUGUGUUAUCUGUUUGUAGUUUUUACUUUAUAGAGGCACUAGACUUGCCCCUUUGAGUGGCAUUUGCAGUACCCAACUACUGUCUGUCAUACAGAAAUCAUUAUAUUAGCAAAGAAUGCAAUUGGACUGUGACACCAGUCAUCGUGCAUUUCAUUUUGUGAUGGGAGUUUAUACUGUGAAAUGCAUUUUCUUUUUAAAUAUCUCAAGAUGACAUAUGCAAAUGUAAGGCUUUGCAGACAUUCAUGUCUGAAAUCAAACCUUAAUCAUUCUACAUUUCCAAGUCCAAGAAGAGAAACAUAUGCAUUUAUUUUUCUUUAAUAUUUAGGUGUUUGCAUAUUGCUUGGUUUUUGAAUAAUCAUUAGCCGACGCUUGCAGUAGAGCUUUACCAAAGCACCAAAGCACAAAUACCAGUUGCAUCCAACUGCGGGUUAGAUAUUUACAGACUGCUGUAUAUGUACCAACGCUUCUCAUUGUUUCAGUGUCUUUAGUUGCCACUUUGGGAUUGUUUCCAGACUGAUGCACCCAACCCGCUGUUGACAUGUUGACAUGGUUGUAGAAGGGAGAAACCAACGUUCACGCCUCAAACUGGCGUGGGAGUACCACGGUUAUUAAUGCCCCUUAAGGUCCCUCAAAAUGAACCCACCUGACCACAUACAAACACCACCCCCUAAUCAUUUGCAGUUCAGCCUGAAUCUGAGCAAAUUGAAUGGGUAAGACCUGAUAAAAGGCCGCUGAAAAAAAGAAUAUGAAAACCAUAAACUCUAUUAUCACAUAUUGUUACAUUUUUUAGAUGAUUAUUCUGCUGCAGGUUUGUCUCACAUGUUUUAACAUUUAAUCUUCCCACCAAGUCGGUUUUCAAAGUAUUAAUAAGGUACGUUCAGACAUGGAUCUUGCACAAAAAAUGAUAAAUAAAAAUAAAAUGUUGAAUUUG